Messenger RNA from Selaginella moellendorffii, 1625 nucleotides. RefSeq names its product probable glucan 1,3-beta-glucosidase A. Gene Ontology annotation, biological process: actin filament bundle assembly; cell migration; establishment or maintenance of cell polarity. Gene Ontology annotation, cellular component: cytoplasm; actin cytoskeleton. Gene Ontology annotation, molecular function: actin filament binding; hydrolase activity, hydrolyzing O-glycosyl compounds. The transcript has 8 exons. The coding region runs from base 37 to 1554 and encodes 505 amino acids. Lineage: Eukaryota; Viridiplantae; Streptophyta; Lycopodiopsida; Selaginellales; Selaginellaceae. The record is from RefSeq and is a predicted model, not a curated record.
UAUAGGUGUCCCAUUAACUUUUAGAGUCUUGCAACAAUGCGGCCAGAUUUUUUGCUCAUGUUUCUAACAAUUUCCCUGCUGACAGUAAUCCAGAGUUUUGCAGCUUCGCCCCUCAAGAUUCGCUCCGUCAACCUUGGGGGAUGGCUAGUGAUUGAAGGAUGGAUGAAAAUGUCCCUGUUCGACGCCAUUCUAGAAAACAGGGAUCUCCUGGAUGGAACGCAAAUAGCGCUCAAAUCCGUGAAUCUAGGAACAUAUGUUUGCGCCGAGGAUGGAGGAGGGCAGAAAAUGGUUGUGGACAGGCAAAUGGCAUCGGGCUGGGAGACAUUUAAGCUAUGGCGAGUAAGCAGCACCAAAUUCCAGCUCCGUGUCUUCAACAACAACUUUGUCUCGGUGGCUAAUCAGAGCGGCGUGGAUUCAACCAAAGACACUCCGGGAGAAUGGGAAACAUUUGAGAUUCUUCGCAAUCCCAAUAACCCCAAGCUAGUUCAUAUAAAAGCUUACAGUGGCAUGUACUUGCAGGCCAAAGAUGAAAACCAGCUCACUGCCGAUUACAAUGGCGAGCCCGGGUGGGAUAACAACGCUGCCGUUUUCGAGAUGAGCAAUCGAGCCCCUCUUCAUGGAGAGUUUCAACUAGCCAAUGCUUUCGGCACUUCUUCCGCCGCCCAAGUUGUCUUUGCGAAUCAUCGAAACAACUUUGUCACUGCGAAGGAUUUUGAGUUCCUUGCUGCCAAUGGAAUCAAUACUGUCCGGAUUCCCGUUGGAUGGUGGAUAGCGUACGAUCCCAGCCCACCGAAGCCUUUCGUUGGAGGAUCUUUGCAAGCUCUAGACAACGCAUUUACAUGGGCUGGGAGCAACAACAUCAAUGUUAUUAUCGAUCUUCAUGCAGCACCUGGAUCACAGAAUCCCUGGGAGCACAGUGCUAAUCGAGAUGGAGUUUCAACGUGGAGCAAAAAGGAAAACAUCGAUACAACACUCGAAGUCAUCGACUUUCUUGCUUCCAGAUACUCGAGACAUCCAGCGUUGUUGGGCAUCGAGCUCCUAAACGAGGCUCGAAAGGAAGAUGUUAGCCUCGACGUUCUCGAAACUUACUACAAGCAAGGCUAUGAAAGAGUUCGAAAAUACAGCUCCACUGCUUACGUGAUCAUGGGCCAGAGAAUUGGAGCCGAUCCAAUCGAGCUCGUCAACACCCUGAAUGGCUCGACGAAUGUGGUCCUUGACGUUCAUUACUACAACGCCUACACUCCAACCUUCGACGACAAAUCUGUCCAGUGGCAUGUCGAUUAUAUCAACAAUGAGCGAAGAACAAGCAUUGCAAACCUGGAAAAAGCAGGAAACGCUCUCAUUUUUGUUGGCGAAUGGAGCAACCAAAUCAACGUUAUAGGAGCUUCUAAUGAAGACUUCGCAAGGUACGCAACUGCACAGCUGACGGUGUACAAAGAGGCUUCAUUCGGGUGGUCAUUCUGGAGCAUAAGAAAUGAAGAUCAAUCAAACCUCCACUGGGAUUUUGAGAGGUCUGUUCAAACGGGACAGCUUCAGCGUGGAGCCAUAAACUGAAGAUGUAGGACGUCUAAACAGUUUUAAGAACCUCAAAUAGAAUAAAUAAAAGAUAAUGGUCUAGCCGUCAA